UUUCAAUUUAAAAUCUGAAAUUGACAAUGAAGAAGAUAAACAUUCUGAAGAAAUUGUAACAAGUCCUGAUGGUACUCCUAUGUACUCUAUCAGAAAACUCAAAAGAUUCAUUAGAAAGACUCAAGCAAGGCUCAGUUACACCUGCAUGGUUGACAGCUGCAAAAGAGCCUUCAACAAUCUCAGUGAAAUGCAACUCCAUCAGAAGUCUCAUCAAAAACAGCGGCCAUUUAAGUGCCCAUUCUGUCCCAAAAGCUACACUCAGAAAGGGAACAUGGUGAAGCACAGAAGAAGCCACUUGAACCCAAACCUGGAUGACAGAAGAAGGUUCAUGUGCGAGUUCUGCCACAAAGGAUAUACCGAGAAAUACAAUCUGAAGGUAAGGUUCCAAACGGACAUUUUAACUGUGUAGACCCACCAGCAGAGGUUCCACCAGAGGGAGUACCAGAACAGACUGAGAACAGAGAGCUUGCAGACUUAAUAAUUUGAUUCUCAAAGUUGUC
Molecule: messenger RNA, 500 nt
Organism: Moneuplotes crassus
Lineage: Eukaryota; Ciliophora; Spirotrichea; Euplotida; Euplotidae
Source: the annotation of a GenBank genome assembly